This is a messenger RNA of Arvicanthis niloticus (Nile rat), 5504 nucleotides long. It is a transcript of the gene Dsg1, whose product is annotated as desmoglein 1. Gene Ontology annotation, molecular function: gamma-catenin binding; calcium ion binding. Gene Ontology annotation, cellular component: plasma membrane; desmosome. NCBI's taxonomy places the organism in Eukaryota, Metazoa, Chordata, Mammalia, Rodentia, Muridae. Gene Ontology annotation, biological process: homophilic cell-cell adhesion. The record is from RefSeq and is a predicted model, not a curated record.
GGAAAUUAUUUUAAUCAGACACCAGCGGAGUGGGAGAAAGAAGAAGAGCAGAGAAGAGCAAGCAGCCUCCCUUGGUCGUGGAUGUAGCAGAAGACGGCUGCAGCGAUGGACUGGCACUCCCUCAGGAGAGCUGCCGUGAUGCUCACAUUCCUGGUGGUGCUUGAAGUUAACAGUGAAUUUCAAAUCCAGGUAAGAGAUCAUAAUGCCAAAAAUGGUACCAUCAAGUGGCAUUCCAUCAGAAGGCAGAAACGAGAAUGGAUCAAGUUCGCUGCAGCCUGUCGGGAAGGUGAAGACAACUCAAAGAGAAACCCAAUUGCCAAAAUUCACUCAGAUUGUGCUGCAAACCAACCAGUGACAUACCACAUCUCUGGAGUAGGAAUUGACCAGCCACCUUAUGGAAUCUUUAUUAUUAAUCAAAAAACUGGUGAAAUCAAUAUAACAUCCAUUGUUGAUCGUGAAGUUACCCCCGUUUUCAUUAUCUACUGUCGAGCACUGAACGCUCAAGGUCAAGAUUUGGAGAAUCCACUGGCGCUUAGAGUCAGAGUGUUGGAUAUAAACGACAACCCUCCCGUGUUUUCGAUGACUACGUUUGUAGGACAAAUAGAAGAAAAUUCUAAUGCAAACACACUGGUAAUGAAACUCAAUGCUACCGACGCUGAUGAGCCAAAUAACUUGAACUCCAUGAUAGCCUUCAAGAUCAUACGGCAGGAGCCUUCUGAAUCACCGAUGUUCAUCAUCAACAGAAAAACUGGAGAAAUCAGAACAAUGAAUAAUUUUCUAGACAGAGAGCAAUAUAGCCAGUAUUCCCUUGUGGUGAGAGGCUCAGACCGUGAUGGUGGGGCAGAUGGCAUGUCUGCAGAAUGCGAGUGCAGCAUCAGCAUCCUGGAUGUCAAUGACAACAUCCCAUACUUGGAGCAGUCAUCUUAUGACAUCAAAAUUGAAGAAAAUGCACUGCACUCUCAGCUAAUGCAGAUGAGAGUCAUUGAUUUGGAUGAAGAAUUCUCAGACAACUGGAAGGCAAUCAUUUUUUUUAUCUCUGGAAAUGAGGGAAAUUGGUUUGAAAUAGAAAUGAAUGAAAGAACAAAUGUAGGAACUCUGAAGGUUGUCAAGCCCCUGGAUUAUGAAGCCAUGAAAAAUGUACAGCUUAGUAUUGGUGUUAGAAACGUAGCUGAUUUCCACCAGUCAGUUCUUUCUCAAUAUAGACUCACAGAAACUAUGAUCACUGUGACGGUGUUAAACGUGGUCGAGGGCUCCGUGUUCCGGCCAGGUUCAAAGACGUUUGAAAUAACCGGUAACAUGGACGCAAAUCACAAAGUGGGAAAGUUUGCAGCUACAGACCUGGACACGGGUCUAGAGUCCACAAAUGUUAGAUAUGUAAUGGGAAAUAACCCAGAGAACCUGCUGGCUGUUGACUCAAGAACAGGCAUACUAACUUUAAGAAACAGAGUUACUGUGGAACAAUUCCAAAGGCUUAAUGAGAGAUAUGAAGGAACAGUGCUAUCAAUAGAUGAUUCCCUUCAGCGGACCUGCACUGGGACAAUCAUUGUUCAACUUAGAGGCUCUGUCUGGGAUCCAAAUGAACCUGAAAAUGGCCAAGUGACAACAGCUUCCACUGAGAAUCCACAACGCACCACCGGAGGAGUUUACGAAGGCGGCGGCACCACCAUCGGCAAAGGCGGCGUUAGCGAUGGCACUUACCAACUUCCUGAUGAGACCCUUGACACCCCACUAUAUGGAGACAAUGUUCACUUCGGUCCUGCAGGCAUCGGGCUGCUCAUCAUGGGCUUCCUAGUCUUAGGAUUGGUUCCAUUCUUGCUGAUCUGCUGUGAUUGUGGAGGAGCCCCUGGUGGUGGAGCUGGAUUUGAACCUGUUCCAGAAUGUUCUGAUGGAGCAAUGCACACGUGGGCCGUAGAAGGGCCACAGCCUGAACCCCAUGAUGGUAUAGCCACCAUCUGUGUGCCACAAAUGCCACCUGGUAAUGCCAAUAUUAUAGAAUGUAUUGACAACUCAGGAGUUUAUACAAAUGAAUAUUGUGGCAGAGAAAUGCAAGAUCUGGGAGGAGGAGAAAGAACUACAGGAUUUGAACUAAUGGACGGAGUCAAAACGUCAGCCGCACCUGAGAUAUGCCAAGAAUAUUCAGGAACGUUAAGAAGAAAUUCAAUGAGAGAAUGUAGACAUGGGGGUCUCAAUAUGAAUUUCAUGGAAAGUUACUUCUGCCAGAAAGCCUAUGCUUAUGCGGAUGAAGAUGAAGGACGUCCAUCCAAUGACUGCUUGCUCAUCUAUGACAGCGAAGGUGUAGGUUCCCCCGCAGGCUCCGUGGGAUGUUGCAGCUUCAUUGGAGAAGAUCUAGAUGAAAGCUUCCUGGACACCUUGGGGCCUAAGUUUAAGAAGUUGGCAGAUAUCAGCUUGGGAAAAGAAAUAGAUUCAUAUCCAGAUCCUGAUCCUUCUUGGCCUCCUCAGAGCACUGAACCAACAUGCCCUCAGCGUACAGAGCCCAUUGUUAGUGGACACCCACCCAUCUCCCCACAUUUUGGCACUACCACAGUAAUUUCUGAGAACACCUAUCCCUCUGGCCCUGGAGUACAGCAUCCUAUGCCAAUUUCUGAUCCUCUGGGCUAUGGUAAUGUCACUGUGAGGGAGUCCUAUACCACCUCUGGCACUCUGAAGCCCUCUGUCCACUUUCAUGAUAACCGGCAGGCUUCAAAUGUGGUGGUGACAGAGAGGGUAGUGGGCCCCAUCUCUGGUGCUGAUUUGCAUGGGAUGUUAGAGAUACCCGACUUAAGAGAUGGAUCGAAUGUUAUAGUGACAGAAAGGGUAAUAGCACCAGGCUCAAGUCUACCCACCUCUCUAACCAUUCCUAACCCUCUAGAGACCUCAAAUGUAGUUGUGACAGAAAGAGUGAUCCAACCAACUUCUGGCAUUAUAGGCAACCUGAGCAUGUCCCCUGAGUUAUCAAGUGCCCACAACGUGAUUGUGACCGAGAGAGUAGUUUCUGGUGCCGGCGUGGGUCUGAGUGGAGCUGGAGUAGGUGAUGGUGGCACUGGGCUGAGCAUGGGAGGGGCAGCCACUAUUGGCCACAUGAGGGGUUCCUCUGACCAUCACUUUAGCCAGACAGUUGGAUCUGCCUCCCCUAGCAUGGCUCGAAGUCGAAUCACAAAGUACAGUACAGUACAGUAUACCAAGUAGGCAUGGUCCCAAAGUAACUGUUCACUACCAUCUCUGCGAUUUACACCCAACUCCUGCCCCACCCCCAGUCUAACAGUGCAAUUUAUGAUGAGGAGCAGGCUCUAGGAGACCUGUGGAGUAAGAAGAGCCACAGUGACAGUAACACAUGGAAACAGCACCGUGGGGAAGAGUACUCCCUAGCACUGGUAAACUUCUUUCUUAUAUUAACACUAAAUGAGAUAGUGAACUUGAGGCACAAUCUUACUUGUGCCUCUGUGGUCUACAGGGUUGUUUUUGGUUUUUGGUUUUUAAUGUGUGCCCUGUAGGGUGUCACCAGCAUGUUGAAUAAAUAAAAUGUGGCUACAUAAAAGCACGGGCUCUAAAUGGCCAUCGGAAGAGUUCUUCUCACUGUUCAGAAAUUAACCAAAAAGGUUUCAAUGUGUAGCUUGAGCUCACAUAGGUGAGGAAAAUCUGACAUUUCCUUCACAUAUGUCUUGUCUGUUUCACAGGUAAUACAAAUUAAAAGCCCUUCCACAGAUUCAGGCUAAGGUUAAUAAAAUUCUAAUUACAUAGUUAUGUACAUAAGAUACCAGUUACUCUUACCAUGGGCACACCUAAACUUCAUUGGGUGGCAUCAUUUGCAAAUUAAGAAAUCUGUUCUAGGAGGAAAGCCCAUAGACAGUAACAAUAUAGGGAGACUUGUUUAGUACAAACUGAGCCUGAGUCUCAACAUGUGGUUUUAGUUAAGUCUCCCGUGGAGUCAGGGACUUUCCUGGCUCCCCUUGUGUUUCAUAGGUGUGACUUUGAAGAAUAUUACUUACUGGGUGGAUGAAGGGCGCCGUGCUCAUUUUUGCCUUUCCACUGUAGUUGAAGGAAAAGUUGCAAAAGACACAUGGCAUGACUGCCCUCACAAGUGUUAACUCUCCUCCCUACGGACAGGACAGUAUUAUAUCUUCAGUCUAAGCAGUAAGUCAUACUCCUUCCUGUGCAGCUCUUUAGUGUAGAAGUUCAUAGUUAAGAAAAUGUACCUAAGCUGAGCUGUUGGGAAGAAGCUCGCAGUUUGGCUAAGCUUCGGGUUAGUUUUUCAAGGGGAUCUGAGGGAGAGGAACUGUUUUUACAACGUGAAAACUGUCUUAAGUGGGAAAUGUUAGAAAAUAAUUGUUCAGUAAAGGAAAACCAUAUGAUUACAUAUAGCUGAGAUUAGUGUCGUUCUUUGAAUGACCCUCUGCUGCCAUUUGGAAGUGAGUAACCAGGACCCUUUACUAGAAUUGAUGUUACUUUAGAAAGAAUGAUGUAGUUACUAGACAAGCCCAUUCCUUAUCUAAAAUGUGUCAUGCACACAACUUUGAAGUUUCUCGUUUGAUUUGUUAGUGAUCUCUUGGCUUCUAAGCAUUCUGACUUAAAGACAGUUUACAAGUUAUAGUAUGAUAUAUUUUUCUAGCUUUGAAAUUUGGUAAUGUGCUAUUUAUGAUGUGUUGUUUCUGUGUGUUUGCCAAUUGGUGUCUCCUGGUUUAAAACCUCUCAGAAGAACCAAAGCUUUCUAAGAGACAGGUACAUUUACUAUUGCAGGGUAGAGGAAUCUUUUCUUGCUUUUAAACUCAUGUUAAAAUAAGCUCACUAAAGUAAAAUGCUAUGUAUAUGGCAAAAUAAGAGUGGGGAAAAUACUGGCCCUGAGUUGUGAAUUAUCUACAACUUUUAAAGAUGUGUUCAUCCCCUGACCAUUCAUUUCCCAGGGUGUCACAGCAUCACAGCAUCAUUGUCCAACUUCCAGCAUUUAUAAAAGACCUAGGAGUGACUACUCCAGCAAGAGCUGCUUUGUUCUAUAUAAGAGCAGAUAUGGUGAAAAGUAAAGGCCCCAAUAUGUCUAAUUUUAGCUGUAUAGAACAUGUAAAUUUUUCUAACAUGUAGCAAGCCAAAAUGCAGAGGCAUAAAUAAAGUCACUCAAAGGAGUCUUUAUUUUAUUGUGUUCUAAAAUGUAGGGUAAUGCACUGAGGAUACCGUUUGGUUGGGGGGGUGUUUUGUUUUGUUUUGUUUGUUUUUAGAGAUAAACUCAAAAGACAUUUGUUGAAAUAUACUUGAAGAUACCUAGGUUUGGAAGUUUGAACAGAUAGAAAUAAUUAAUAUAGUUUUCCUUCCUUCCUUUGUUCAUUUAUUCAUCCAAAGGAACAUGUACUUGUUGCCUUAAUGAGCUAUAUCUUUGCUGUACGUUUUCCUAGUUGCCUGGUGAAUCCCAAAUAUUUUUCAAUGCCUAACAAGUGGUAAUGUGGCGAUCUUUAAUAAAUGUGAUCAGCAUUCAUCAGUUAUAUAAAACCUGGGAAAAUAAAACUUUAAAUAAUGAA